This is a messenger RNA of Spinacia oleracea (spinach), 1857 nucleotides long. RefSeq lists its product as uncharacterized. NCBI's taxonomy places the organism in Eukaryota, Viridiplantae, Streptophyta, Magnoliopsida, Caryophyllales, Amaranthaceae. The coding region runs from base 1 to 1566 and encodes 521 amino acids. The transcript has 7 exons. The record is from RefSeq and is a predicted model, not a curated record. Gene Ontology annotation, molecular function: cysteine-type peptidase activity. Gene Ontology annotation, biological process: proteolysis.
AUGCAGAAUGAGCCUAUGGAGGCACUGCCGCAACACGAGCCACAACAAGAGCCACGUCAUGAGCCUGUCCAGCAAGGUCAUACCGAGGGAGACCAAGGCGGACCACAAGAAGAAGGGCCAGUGGUGCCUGUUGUGCAGCAAGAGGCAGACCCCCAGGGCCCAGUAGAAGAGCCACCACAACAUGAUUUUGUGGAGCCACAAAAUGAUGUUUUGGAGGACCCCGAAAACGAAGAUGAAGAAGAUGAAGAGGAAGGUGAUGAAGAAGAUGGCGAGGAAGGUGAUGAAGAAGAUGGCGAGGAAGAUAAUGAAGAAGAUGGCGAGGAAGGUGAUGAAGAAGAUGGCGAGGAAGGUGAUGAAGAAGAUGGCGAGGAAGAUAAUGAAGAAGAUGGCGAGGAAGGUGACGAAGAUGAAGAAGAUGUUGGUAAUACCGCGGAUCAAGAUAAACCUGGUGAUGAUGAUGAUGAUGAGAACCAAGGAGCAAAUGGUGGUACAACGGGUCCGGUUGCUGGUGAAGCUGAAGGUGCAGAUAAUGCAGAGGGUCCGGGUGCCGAUGGGACCGAGAAUACAAGGGGUGGGGGUGAAGGUUUGGACCAUGGUGCUGUUCAUGGUUCCAAUCCUGAAGAUUUUGAUGGUGCUGAACCAGGUGGUGAUGGUCAGGUGAGAACAAGAAUAAAGGCAGCGAGGCCUAAACCUAGUCCCAAACCCCGCACUGCGACAAAGAGAUCCCGUAAGCCUAGUGAGAAGGCAAUAGCAAUGAGAACAGCUCGUCAACGACUAGGUAUUAGAAUGACGAAGGCAGACAGUUCUAUUUUGAAGUACGUAGAGGCUUACGACACCAAAAAGAAAGCAGGAGGGGCUAUGUUGAUUGAAUGUGAUGGGAACGACGCAAACCAGCAGAUGUGUUACUCGGUUGUUCACCCCAGGUCCUAUGUGAAUUCCCAGUAUGUUCGUACAAUUGCAUAUCUCUACAACCGGGAGUGGGCUAGUGAAUUUCCAAAGAGUUGUCGCAGACUUAUGCUUGACUCUAUGUUUGCACAUCAAAAGCUAAAGACGAAAGAAACAUAUGCUGGGUUGUUCAAGAAGUGGUCGCAACCACUUAGGAAGGUGGUCUCCUCGGAUAUUUCUGUGGUUUUUGUUCCAGUUGUCGAAAACGAACACUGGUGGUGUGUUGCUUUUGCACUCAAAGACCAGAAGAUAUGGUUCAUUGACAGCAUGUAUAAAAAUCCCGCUGCAGAGCAUUCUGCGGAAUUAAAGAAAUUGAUACCUGCCGUUGACUACGUCUUACUGGAGACUGACAAGGAGUUUAACGCAUCCCCGGCAUGGCAGACUAAGCAAAUGGGGAAAUGGCCCCUGGAUGUUGUUGGUUUUCCUGAUUAUAAUGACAAUCAUGCAUGCGGGGUUGUGAUGCUUAUGGCGAUCCGGGAGACUGCUAAUGCUUUCAAAAAGUCAAUGCAUGUGGGGGAGAUAGGCGCUGCCCGGAAGGCUCUGUUCUUGUCCCAUUUGAAUUCAGACUACAACUCUUGCCGUCCAUUGAUACCGGAGAUAAUUGCUACCCAUUGCCGUUGAUUUAUAAUAGUCUAGUGUCAUGAACUUAUGUUUAUUUUAGUUCGAGUGUUUAAUCAUCAACUUUGUUUAUCGGUUGCGUAUGAACUAUACCGUGCUUUUGUUGUUUGGUGACCAAUACUUCCCUUACACUAUGCAUUUUGGUUAAAGGGGAUGGAAUACUUUGUAGUUUUGGCACCAAUAUAUGUGUGUAAUAUUUUAACGACAUUGUUCUAUAUUGCAAUGUCGUCAAGUUCUACAAGUUGAUCCCUUUAAAUGUUGGUUUAGUCAAAUUUCUUAUGAUUUGUUACCCCC